Messenger RNA from Paraglomus occultum, 516 nucleotides. Lineage: Eukaryota; Fungi; Glomeromycota; Glomeromycetes; Paraglomerales; Paraglomeraceae. The record is from the annotation of a GenBank genome assembly.
AUGGAAAACCACGACUAUAACGUCCAAGAAACUGUCGCUUUCCCUAUUGCUAGAGUUAAGCGUAUUAUUAAACAAGAUGAGGAUGUAAAAGCUUGUGCUGCUGACGCGACACUUCUCAUCGCUGCUGCCGCGGAACUGUUCGUGGAAUUCGUGGUUAAACAAAGCUUGCAAGAAGCACGUAACGACAAACGCAAAACGGUCUCCUUCCGAGAUAUAUCGAGCGCCAUAGAAUCAACCGACGAGCUCCAAUUCUUAGACGAUUUACAAAUGGAGGAGGACGAAACUUAUCUUGAUGCGGUCGAAAUAGACUCAGAUAAAGACGAAAUAAAUGAGGACGAAAUAAGUGCUGAUGAAAAUGAAAUAAACGCUGGUGAGGACGAAGACAACGAGGGCUUAGAUGUUACCACGUCUGAUGUAGACGAAGAUAUGAUUUUCGAAGAAUUAAACACCGAGAUGAACACAGAGCAAGUUGGCGAGUCUAAUGUGAAUGACCACUCUGCAGAGGACGAACGAUGA